UUGCGAGCCAGUUGAAAAGGCCAGGUAGAUCCAGUCGUCCGUCCGUCCGGCAUCACGUUCGGAGUGUCCGUGACGUAGUGCGGAGCGGAGCGUUGUAUGCGACGACGACGACGGUGGCGAUCGAUCGACGCGAUAUUACCGCUGCUAGGUAGGUUGUGAUCCGCGCAUGGCAGGAUCCGCCGUUGUUUUUCAAUCGUGAGGACCUACCUGAACCCGGCCGACGUGUGUCGACGGGGGCCGCGAUGAUGGCCGCCGCCUAACAGUGUCGAGGACCGAGGAUCCUCGGUCGUGCGCGCGCGAUGCCCAGGCGGUCGUCGUCGUCCUUGAAGAGAGUGCCCGCCGAGAGUGCUCGAGUGGAGGCUUCACAUGCGAGUGUCCUGAGGCUGAGAUAUCCGAGUGUUUCGGUGGUGCUUCGGCGAACGUGCCUGUUUGCAUGAACGUCGUGGUUCUUCUAGAACAGUUUUGGUUUUUAGGUCUCGUUGCAAAAGCACAGUGCUCGGUGAUGACGAAGAUGACUGUUGAAGAUUCGAGUAGUGAGGAAAAGGAGUGACGACGGCAACGUUCGCGUAUCGUUUUUCACAUAUCGCAGUAGGAAGGGAGAGAACUUCGUUAGAAAUUUAUAAAUUAUUCCGAGCGAUAAAAUAAAACAGAUCUCGGUGAAUCACCGGUAGGCUGAGUGGUAUUUCUCGGGAAUAUUUUGAGAAAUUCGAAAGUCCUGUCCGGGGGGACUUUAGAGGACCGUGACGAGUCGGUAGGCGGUUUAAGAGUUAUUUUUUCUAGAAAAACCGUUUACGGAUAUUUUUCUUCACUUUGAAGAAGAGCGUGUGCGACGUCCUUCACGUAUUAGUCGUAAGUUGGACGAUUCCGAAAAUUACCCUAUGAAGUAGGGUUCUAAAUUACUCGCACUUCUAAAUUACUCGAGACGGACAAGGUGAUGAGAAACUUGCCGUCGGUCCCGCUCGAUUACCAGAACAGCACCGAGUGAUGUAUUAUCGAGGACAUUUCGAGAAAUUGGAAAGUUGUUUUUCACCGACCUUCAGAAAUCCGUAAUGAAUCCGUGGACGGUUCGGAGCCUACAAAGACCGUCAAGUUCAUGAGGAACACGCUUUUCUUCGCUUUGAAAAGAGAUCGACGCCCGCGCGUCUCAUUCUUCAGGUCAAUCAAGUCGCAAAGUGAAUGCUAAUGGGAAUUUCCGCAUGAAAGUGUUUCGAAUUUCUAAAUUAUCCAACGACAGGGUGACGAUAAAAAGAUUAUUGAUUUAUUUGGGUCACCGAAACAACCAGAUAACGAUACCUGCAAAAGUAUCGUCAAGGGGAUCAGCCCUUUCGGGCAUUUCCCUCGGGACAAUUUCUCUUAGACCCCAGGCGGAAUGUUUAAGGGAUACUCUCGAAAACACUUAAAAGACUCUUUAAAAACUUAAAAGACGUCCUAUUUUUUUCAGAAAUCCUUCGGAAAUUCUUCGGACGUUUUUAAGAGAUCUUUCGAAAAUCCGUUCCACCUGGGAUCCUGAGAUCCGAAUCAUCGGGUCCUCGGACGAAUGUCUGUGAUGAAUGGCAUUCGAAGUUUACCCAAAUUUACCUGUUGUUCUUCCUUCGCUCUAAAGAGAGAGAGAGAGAGAGAGAAAAGUAGUCAGAGCGCGCCGACGAAUCGCACGUAACGGAGAAUCCUGGCCUCGAAGGUCCGUUACCUUCCGAAGAAAGCGGAGGUAGGCGAGCGAGCGAGCGUGGCAGAAGAAGCGGCGGCAGCGGCGAUCCUGUCAGUUCCAACGAUACCUCCGUGGUAGUUACGAAAGCGCGGCCAGCCGUCGACGACCAGCGACGACGACGAGCGCGGAGAAGCGGAGAAUUACGAAACCGUCCUCCCCGUCGUCCCGCUAAUAAAACUCGCUAACGCGACUCGUCGAGCGACUCGAUAUAUAUCGGAUAUGUCAUAUCUGGAAUUAGCGCGAGACACGUUCGAUCGCGAAGGGAUCAGUGAGUGAGUGAAUAGUGUGUGUGUGUGUGUGUUACGGUGCGUAAAUCGCGACUACACACACAGUGUGUGUGCGCGCGCGUUCGUGUGUAUCCUGAGAGAGGACGAUUAUUCAGCCGAGUCCCGUGGAAUUCCGCGUUCUCCCACGACGUGGUGCGCGCUUCGACGGAGGUCCCGUAUGCGGCAAGGAGACGCAGGAAGAGGAGGAGGAAGACGAGGACGAGGUGGAGAAAGAGGAGGAGGAUAACGAGGUCGUCGUCGUUAUUGCGGGAAGCGCGAAGGAUCUCGGGCGGGGAGGAUCCGUGCGAGGAACCGUCCUCUUGACAUCCGUCUCGAAACGGUCCGUCCGAGUGAGAAGGUCCCGAUAGGCAGGUGGAAAUCCUCUCCGGAGGAUCGAGAAGAGGACACGUGGUAGCGGUGGAAAUUGAAGCGGGUUACCGUCGAGGAGGAGAAUCCCCGGAGGAAUCUCUCUCUCUCUCUCUCUUUCUCUUUCUAAUAUCCGCAACGAGCCGGCGGGAUAAAAUCAGGAUAUAAUCAGGAGGAAGUUUCACACCGGGAAAGCGACGGAGGGGAAGAGGCGAUCGAGAAGGAGGCGGAUCAUCAAUCACGGUCCACCAUCGAUCCGGAUGAGUGUCGUCGCCGCCGAGCGCUUCUUCGUGGCCGCCGCUAAGCCCGUCGUCGCUAAGAAACGGGAAGCGGAACGCGCGGCGACGAUGGCGGCCGCCGGCAGGUACGCCGUCACGGAGAUGCGCCACUCUCGGAGCGAGGACCUGCUGGGCUGCGCGAUACCGGGCACCAGGUCGCCGAGCCCGAGCGCCGCCGGCCAUCUGCCGGCCACCGCGUCCGAGGACGAUCUGAUCGCGAGCAGUGCUCUUCGAGACGUGGACGGCGGGGAUGGUGACAGCGGCGGCGCAGUCGCCGCCGGGAGGUCGUCACGGCCCAUCAUCCUGUCGCCGCCGAGGACCACCGGCGGCCUCCUCGCCGACCGCAUCGACCCGGAGGACUCCAUCCGCGACAUCGUCACCGAGAACGAUCUCUACAGGUUCGUCCUCUUCAAGCGGCACUAUGACAAGUACGUGGCGCUCUCCGCGAAGUACGAGGAGGCGAAGGAUAUCGCUUACUACCUGGAGGAGCGCUAUCACGAAGUCAAGGCCGAGAGGGACAAGUUGGAGGAGGCUCGCAGGCUGCUGGACAAGCGGCUGGAGGGCUGCGAGGCGGAACUGCGCACCAAGGAGGACGAGCUGUUCCUGCAGCUGGAGAAGAAUCUGCGACUGGAGGAGGAGGUCGAGCGGAUCAAGUACGAGAGGGACAGCUGCCUGGAGGCGCGAAAACGGCUGGAUCAGGAGCAGCAGUCGGCCCUGCGUCGUCUGCACAUGCAGCUGGACCAGAACGAGAUUACCAGGCGGAGCCUUGAGAGAGCGCGCCUCGACGUCGUCAGGCAGGCCAACAUUAUCCGCGAGGAGAAGGACGCUUUGGAGAGAGAGAACAAGUCGCUGAGGGAGAAGCUCAGGAUUGAGCAGAACGAGCGAGGAGCCGAACUACGCCGUCGCGAAGAAGGCGUCGCCGCGCUGACCAGGGAGACCGUCACGCUGAGGCAUGCGGCGCGUCACCUCCGCGCCGUCACGCUCCACGCGACGUCCUGUCGGAGUCGCCGCCGAUGUUCCAUCUGCCUCUACGCCAGGCGCACCUUCGCCGAGGUGGACGACUGCCGCGACGAUGGGAAUAUCUUCAAGUGCCUUCAAGCGCCCUUACAAGAUCUUCGCAGUUGGUUUCGGCCCUGCUCGACACUGGCUGGCUCAUCUCAGGGUCUGCGAACGAACUCGCUCGUAACCGAUCAAGGAAUCGGCUACGUCGACGACUCCAGCGUUGACAGCAGCGGUAGCAGCAGUAGCAGCAGCAGCAGCAACAGCAGCAAUAGUAACAGUAGCAGCACCAGCAGCAGCACCAACAGCGUUUCCGACGACGAAGCGUGUCCUAGGACCCCGGUAGCCGAACAUUCUGUUUCGCUGACCACUUCCACCGCGCCGCCUACGGUCCGAGCUUUCUCCUCGGAUUCGGGCUUCUCGUCGGAAAUCGGAGACCGCAGGUCGCAAUAUUUCGAGAAUGUCAGCAGCAGCACGAGCAGCGGCAGCGACAAAAGCAGGAAGAUCAGCGACUCACUGGACUGUAAUGAGGGCGACGAGAGAAUCGCGGGGGGUAGCGGAUUCAGCCGGGGCACCAAGUGGACGUCCUCCUUGCGCAGGCUGCUCGGCCGGAAGUCGAAGAGCAAGUCCGAUUGCUCCUCGCGAACGAGUAAGACUGAUAAGCCGCGAUAAACGGUGCUUGAUGAUUUGAUAUGAAGUGCUCGUCGCUGCGGACGCGUCGAUCCCCGUCCUCUCUCUCUUUGUUCGCGACGACGGCACAGUGGUUCGAAAGUAAGAAGUUCGUCUGGCCAAAACUUGGAAUCUCGGUAAAGGCUCUAGCCAGAUCAACUAUAUUUUUUUCGAAAACAAAGCCGGUGCCACCGUUUCAGUGCGUUACGGUGCUGACCGACGUUUUUUUGACCCGAAACGGAUGAUUUGAACUUGAACGAUGUUUAUUUCCAGCAGAACGGCGCACAAAUAGCGAAACAAUCGCGUUAUUGCGUGAAAAGUUCCUUUUUCAUAAACUUUUUCUAUAAAACUUUGCUUUCCUGAUCAUUUAAAAUGAAACGUUUUUUUGUUUUUGGAAAACCCUGUAGAUGUGAUUAAUGUCACUUAUCUUUGAGCGGGCAAUAUUUUUAUCUCACAUUUACCGAUGAGUAAUGAAAAAUAAUAAGUGAUAACAAUUUGCGAGAUUAUUUGACUAUAAGACAUGAUGAAACUGUAUUUGCACCAACUUGAGGUGAGACUUUGAGAAGUGAGUUUUGGCCAAGACAGUAUUGAUUUCAGACCACUGUGCGGCGCGCUGCGAAAAGGAUUCAAGGCGAAUCCUUCGCAGACCGGAGUGAAAUCCUCCCGCGGUGAGAGACUCGUCUGGAGGAGAAAUCGCAGGGUUUGCGCAAUGAUUCCGAAUGAUCGGAAUACAUCAGAAACACCGGAGGAUUUAGGGAUUUAGGGAUUUCCUGGAAUUUCCGAGAGAGCGACGGCGCACCUCGGGGCUCGUUUUCUCCGGUGAGCGUUCGAUCGCAAGGCACAGCGAAGUAGAGUGAAUCCGGGUGCGAAACCGCGCGGACAUCUCGGGAAAAUGUUAGAGAGAAAGCGCGCAACUUCUUUCCCUAUCUUCUUCUUUCGCUCGUGACGUUACACCGUAACGUGUCUUUUGUACUUAUUGCGACGGCAAGGUAGCGGUAAAUGAAGUAGAAGUUGCAUUCCCCGCUCCGGAAUCCAGAAGCCCUAAGCGUAGAUCCCGAUCGGUGUAGGAUCUGAAUUUCGCGCGAGUUAAAGUAUCGUAAUCAUAGUAAAAGAAGAGAGGGAGUCAAGAUCACUAGAAGCGCGAUCGUGUGAUCGAACUUUCUAGAUAUUUAUUAGGGAAUUACGCAUUAGACAGAUGUAAGGCUCCGAGUUUAAAAGAAAUGUAAAGAAAAUGAUGUAAUCCUGGGGAAUCAAUUCGAGUCAUGCGAUGCGAAUAGUUAUUGUUUGUAUCUCCAGAGUUUUUUGCGUCGUUAAUUUUUACUGUUAUUAUUAUUACAAUGAGAUUGUUGUUCUAUUUAGCCAAAGAGUAAAGAAGUAGACGGUAAGACGAAGCUACGAGCGGGGAUCAGAUAGAAUUAUCACUAAAAGUUCUCGGGAGGUCGGGAAGAUGAAGAAUCGGAAAUAAGUUCUCACUUCGCUGACGUUCUAUCGAUCGACAGGUCGGUUUCUUAAUGCAAUCUUCAAAUAAGCGUGUGGUGAUAGCAAUUGGACCAAAUUGUUCACACAGCACAAAUCCGUCGCGACGACGUGAAAAUGUAAAAAAAAUUUACCAUAGAUAUUGUAAUUGGAAUGAAAAUAUAUACAUGAGAUAUAAAGAAAUAGAGAGAGAGAGAGAGAUCGUAUGUGUGUGUUUGUGUGUGUGCUCAUUUUAAUAUCUUUCGAGUACAACAUUUCUGCGGAAAGUAUAACUUGGCAUCAUAGAUAAAAAUUAAGGUUCGAGAAAAUUUCCAAUUUCAGAUACCCAUCCGAGAAAUCGGGUGGAUCACAAUUUCCAAGAUUACACCGAAAAAACUCGCGAAUUCAUCAUUCUCCUUACUUUUUAUUAUCUGUUAUCCGUUAUAUGCAGAGUAGAUUAACUUUUCGACUU
Messenger RNA from Dinoponera quadriceps, 6210 nucleotides. RefSeq lists its product as uncharacterized. The record is from RefSeq and is a predicted model, not a curated record. The coding region runs from base 2598 to 4286 and encodes 562 amino acids. Lineage: Eukaryota; Metazoa; Arthropoda; Insecta; Hymenoptera; Formicidae. The transcript has 7 exons.